CAAUCUAUAAGACAUAUAAGCUCGAUCAGGAUUGUUGUUUAAGAGAUAUUGAAGUUGAGUACAACUAGAUUUUAGAUACGGUGAUUCAUUAUACUAUAUUUUAACGAUACUAUACAGAUUUUAAGCUUCAAAAUUCAGUGCCCACGCCAAUGUAUUCGAUUAGAAUCAUCGUUGGAUUAUUUUGCCUUAUUGCUUUCUUCGUGGCAGAUUCAGAUCAAGGGGAAUGUGAGGAUAUACAAGACUGGUGUGGAAGCGUGAGCGCCAGUUUUUGUGCAACAACGGAAUCGAUGAGAACACAUUGUCCGAAAAAAUGCGACGUUUGUCCACCUCCAGAAUGCGACGAAUGCCAACAUAAUUGCACAGUAAAAUCAGACGGAAAAGUUGAAUGCACUUGUCGAAAAGGAUUCAGGCUUGCGUCCGAUGAAAUAAGUUGUGAUGAUAUUGACGAGUGCUCGGAAAACAAAACCCUUUGCGGGGAUGAAGUUUGUAGAAAUUACGAUGGUGGUUACAGAUGUGAGCCAGAUAAGUGUGCUGUCUUUGUAAGCGAUGGCUAUAUUCUAUCUCAUUCUUAUGAUAAUACAUGCUGCAAACAAACUCCAGGUGAAAGCUGUGGACAAAAUGCACAAAACAUGUUAAGGGAUGCUGAUGGCAAACCACGAAAAACGCCACAACGCAUUAUUGGUGGUGAAAAUGCUACAGCAGGAAUGUGGCCAUGGCAGGUUCACAUUUUUCUACGCACUAGUUUAUGUGGUGGAUCACUCAUCAAUACCUUAUGGGUUGUUUCAGCUGCUCAUUGUAUUGCAUCUUUCGGCGACGUGUCCAAACAAAGACUGCAAGUACGUUUAGGUGUUCUUGAUACUACAAAUUUUCAAUUACCAAGCAUUCAAACACGCAGAGUCACUCGGAUAAUUCAACACGAAAAAUACGAUUUUCCGAAGUACGACAUCGCAUUGCUUCGAAUGAACAAAGCUGUUGUUGUAAGUGAUUUGAUCAAGCCAAUCUGUCUGCCGCACGGGGAAAUACCUCCAACCGGUCUGAAAUGUUUUGCUACGGGAUAUGGAGUUACAGUGGUUGGCGGUAGUGCGGCGAAGUAUUUGCAACAAGUUGAUCUUCCAAUAGUAGACACAAAAGUAUGCAAGAAGGCUUACGAAGGAGAACAUGACAUUGUCGAGGAUAUAAUGAUUUGCGCCGGAUAUACAGAAGGAGGAAAGGAUGCUUGUCAAGGCGACAGCGGCGGGCCAUUAAUGUGUCAGAGAUGUGACAGCUGCGACUGGUUCUUGGCUGGAGUUACAUCUUUCGGAUCAGGAUGCGGUGACGCUGGCUACUAUGGAGUGUACACAAAAGUCGAAUAUUUUGAACAAUGGAUCGCGAGUAAAAUUAAGUCUGUUACAAUCGAGAAGAAAACUUGUGCUCCUAUAGCCUGGACAGAAUGGGGUGACUGGGGACGGUGUACUAAGAAAUGCGGUGGUGGUACACAGAAUAGAAUAAGACUUUGCAAUGGCGAAAUUGGAAAACCAGGCUGCAUUGGAGACGAAAUUCAGAGUAAACCGUGCAACGAAAACCCAUGUGACAAAGAUUCUUGGAGCCGUUGGGGUCAAUGCUCCAAAUCCUGCGGAUCAGGCGAGCAAAGUAGAACAAGAAUUUGCGUAACUGCCUCAUGUCGAGAGACAAGACAAAAACGGGAGUGCAAUUCACAAUCAUGUCCCGUUUGGGGAAAAUGGUCAAAAUGGGGUGCAUGCAGCAAGAAAUGUGAUAUUGGUGAACAAUCUCGAACUAGGAUCUGUAUUAAUGGAGAUGUUGGUCAACUGGGAUGCAGGGGUCGCACAAUCCAAACACAAAAUUGUAAUGAAGAUCCAUGUCCGAGAUGGAGCGGUUGGUCUCCUUAUUCAAAAUGUCCUGUCACAUGCGGAGGAGGUAUGCAAAAGUCUACACGCAAAUGUAUAAAUGGAACACCUGGAAAAGACUGUAUUGGUAACGCGGAACGAGAAAGAGUGUGUGGGACAUCAGAUUGUUCUGUCUCCUUUUCUGAUUGGUCAAGAUGGACAACAUGCAGUAAGCCGUGUGGAGGUGGAACCCAGACAAGGUCGAGGUCCUGUCCGAAAGAAAAUUGCACGCCAGAUAGUUUUGGCUCAAGGACUACCCAGUCCAGGAGAUGCAACAGUGAUGGAUGUGAUGGCGAAUGGACUGCUUGGUCGCCAUGGGAUGUUUGCUCGACAACCUGUGGUCCAGGAACACGAAAAAGAAUCAGAACAUGUCACGGUGGAUCAAAAUGUCCAGGAAAUGAUUUUGAUAAUGGAGAAUGCAACCUAAGAGACUGUACUGGAGAAUGGACCAGAUGGUCUGACUGGAGUGAAUGUAGCCAAACCUGUGACACGGGACUUCGGGAACGAACCAGAACUUGUGAAAAUGGCGGUAACUGUCCAGGAAGAGCUCGAGAAACCGAGAGCUGCAUGAUUAGGUCUUGUCCGGUUUGGUCCGACUGGGAUGCUUGGUCGGAAUGCUCAGUCACAUGCGACAAAGGAGAAAGAGCCAGAACAAGAACAUGCGGACGUGGCAGCCAGGAUGAAGGGCAAUGCGAAGGAAUAAGCAGAGAAGUUGAAGAGUGCGACGAAGGCUCAUGUGUUGGACAAUGUAUUGGUGAUUGCAAAGCGUACGUGCAAGUGGCAGCUUGCAUCAAUAAUGCUGCCUACAUGGAUCAUUAUUGCCCUAAAAGUUGUUGUGGUUCAGAAUGUCAAGACACAUGGAAUGAAUGUAGAAAUUUUGAUAUUAAUAGUGUUUGUAGCGAAUCCUUUUAUGCGCUGCAGUGCCUCAGGACGUGUGGUUAUUGUUCCUCGUAAUUAACAAAUGACGCAAAAUAAGGUGUCUUGACUUUAAAUGGUUGUUCCAGCCAUGCUUUUUGGUUAUAAAAUGUUAUUUAUGCUUUUUCAUUCAUAGAAUCAUGAUUAACCCACAUUAUUUACAAUGUGGAUUCAUUCUUAUGUCGAUAAUUUCUCGCGCAUGAGGUAUUAUCGCUCGGCGUUGGACGUAAAUGGACGAAUAUUUGCCGAACAAAAUAAGUAUUUUUAAUUUUGCCAUCGAACGAAAAUUGAAAGUUUUGUAUGACAAAAUCGAGUAUUAAAAUAUUUUUUUCAUGUUUGUCAUUUUGAUUUGAAAUAUACCCAACGUUUUAUUGGUGUAUAUCAUGCUUUGAUUCAAUAGAUUUGAAUGUUCACAAAUUGAUAGAAGAUUUUGUAUUUAUCAUUUCUAGAUAUAUAUAUAUAUAUAAUUUGGACUGUGAGGAAUAUCAACAUAGGUGAGACCGUUAGAAUAUUUAAACAAAAUUCUCGAAUUGUUGGAUUUGGUAUGCCGCAAGAGUUUUGCAUUUCAACAAAUAUUUUGGUUAUAUUUGAACGUUUCUUUUCACAUCUGUUUGAGAAAAGACGACAUGUCUAUGUAGUUAGCUUAAUUUUUUAUUCACAAAAUGAUGACAUAUGGUUAAUAAUAUGGAUAACUGUUUCAUCUGUUCGGUGUUGACUUAUUUACGCUGCGACACAAUCGCAAUUGUCUGCAAAACAAAAUAGUAAAACUCAACUUUGUAAAUUCUAUUGUAAAUUUCUUUCGAAACAAGAAAGCAGGUAAUAUAUUAAA
Styela clava is the source of this 3627-nucleotide messenger RNA. RefSeq lists its product as uncharacterized. Gene Ontology annotation, molecular function: calcium ion binding; serine-type endopeptidase activity. The record is from RefSeq and is a predicted model, not a curated record. Lineage: Eukaryota; Metazoa; Chordata; Ascidiacea; Stolidobranchia; Styelidae. Gene Ontology annotation, biological process: proteolysis.